Molecule: messenger RNA, 2289 nt
Organism: Exophiala bonariae
Lineage: Eukaryota; Fungi; Ascomycota; Eurotiomycetes; Chaetothyriales; Herpotrichiellaceae
Exons: 3
Coding region: 1-2289 (762 amino acids)
Biological process (GO): actin cytoskeleton organization
Molecular function (GO): actin binding
Source: RefSeq, a predicted model, not a curated record
AUGCUCGGUCGACCCUCCUCUGCUGGAGGCUAUGCCUCUCAAAACACAGGGGCAUAUCCUUCUCAAUCCUCGCAGCCACAAUCCCGAAAUUUCCAGGCCAACCGUUACAACAAUAUCUCUGCAACAGGCUAUCGAGGUUUACCACCGACCGGACCAGUGGCACCAUAUGCAUUUACUUCAACUCCACAACUUGCCAACGGCAAGUAUCGUGGCAACGUACCUACUACUGGGAGAUCAAUGUCUGCCCCAAAAGUCCCACAAGUGUCUCAAUCCUCAUCCCAACCAUCUUCGCCAACGGACCUACCACAGAUCGAUGCUGGAAGUCGAUUGUCCAUAGGUCUACCCAUAAUACCAUCCACAGGUUCUUUCAUGGGACCCUCACAGUCCCCUGUCACCGCGAAGCCAUCCCCGGAUCGAUAUCGAAGGGUUGGAAAACGCACUGAGGGUGAGAGUGGCCCAAACCGCGUUGCCAUGAAUUCUGCUCUACCUUCAGGUUCCGGUAUGGCUGCGGUAGGAUCACUGUACAGCCAUCCAUCACAAUCGAGUAGUACACCGUCUUUGAGUUCUCAGACUUCGUAUCGAGGAUCCACAUAUGGACCAUCUGGGAGCAAAAACUCAAGUGCGGAUGAUCUGCAGUUGGGAAGAAACCAGACCCCAGAUUUGGCCGCGAGAUAUCGUCGACGAAGUUUGGGUAAUAUCGAGACAGCUGGCUUGAUACAUUCGGCAGAUCCCCAGGAAACAUCCUCUCCCCACCCUAACGCCUUCCUAGGCUCUCAGCAACCACAACCCGUACAACAGCCGCACCCAACACAACCUGCUUAUGGACAUGGGCAAAGGCCCGCUCAUUCUCAUUCAGCAAGUUCGGAGAGUAGAACCUCAUCAAGAUCGGGUCGUUCAUCACGUCCAGGUUCGGCCCGAGCGGAUCAACCCGCCACUAGCCCCUUGAGCACAACCCAAACCCCUGCAACAGGUUUAAGGCAGGAAACUCGCCUCACCGCCCAUUCUCACGCCCGAGAUUCUAGCAUCCGACAGCCUUCUCCCUUAUCCCGUCCUGUCAACCUCAAUUCAGAACACAUGGAUAAGAAACCCCAAGCGCCGACAGUAUCAUCAUCCAACCAACCUCAACCUUCCUCGAGCCCUGCUGCUGAACAGCUUGCUGCAUUGAGCCAAAAAGAUGCAAAGAAAUCAAAGUCGAAACUGCGAAGAGCCUUUUCGUUUGGCAGUGCCGCAGAGCUGCGGAAAGCCACCGCGCAGAACAACCAUGAAAAGAGCUUGGCCAACAAGACAUCCACCGCAGCAAAACGAACCUCAAAGUAUGAGGAUGAGCUGGAACCGGAGCAGGCCCGUAUUGCCGAAAAGCAAGAGGCUGCGGGUCUAGGCGAAAGUAUUUAUUCUGGCCAAGGGCAAUUCUUUACUGGCUCAACGGACAACCUGUCGAUCUCAUCUACCGCCUCGUCUGCGUCUAUCAUGCUCCGUAAAAUGGGCAAAGGCGUCAAGAAAGGUACACGAUCGCUGGUUGGUUUGUUCAGGCCAAAAUCCGUCAUUGGUGUACCUGCUGCUGAUGGGCCCAUCGAUCAGGCUCCUGUCGCUCAAGUUUCUAUGGUCACGGUCGAAGCCGAACGCGAGAAGGUCAAUGUCAAUGUGAACCCACAUGAUCAGGCUGGGGGUGGCACCGGCUUUCCCAAAUUGGAGCGUAACUCUGUGGAUACGAAGCUAUCUUUUGAUAGCGGUACAGUUUCGAGUGAUACAAGAUCCCGCCGCAGCAUUGUUGGAGGUGAGAAGGAGCGUGCUGAGGUUUUGGCCGCUGUGAAGAAGGGUAUUCUCAAGCGUAAUGAUUCAAAUCAACCAUCACCCAAGAUCCGAGCAUACGACCACAAGGCACCGGAUUUCAAUCUACCCCAGAUUCCCCACGUCAAUGACUCCCCCAAGUCCAGCGCUCCAAGCACACCUGCUGAUGACCCUCCACGGUCAGCCCAUCGCCGAACUGAUUCCAUCACCAUUGAAAAUACCGAUAAUGACGACUAUUUCACUUCCAUGGCGAGAAUGGGAAGCCUUGACUCUAAAAAUCCGGCAAUGACACCAGCAAGCCUGAUGAGGAACAUCUCAUUCAGCCCACGAAUCCAGUUUCACGACACAUGGCCCAGUGGCGAGUACGAUCGCCGUGGAGACAUUGCAACAUGCAAUCGUCUGACACCAAUGCUAGCUCAGCAGAUCAAAGAAGAGCUCAACACCUUCAAAAUGGAAAUGGAGGUGCAUGAGACUUCUAAAGUCUACACACAUUUCUUCUAG